Molecule: messenger RNA, 903 nt
Organism: Eurytemora carolleeae
Lineage: Eukaryota; Metazoa; Arthropoda; Copepoda; Calanoida; Temoridae
Product: proline-rich 33 kDa extensin-related protein-like
Exons: 2
Coding region: 1-903 (300 amino acids)
Source: RefSeq, a predicted model, not a curated record
AUGAUGAGAGGAUAUGUUGAGAUUGCUCCGGGUACAGAUUUAACAGCUCCAGUUUGGAAUUCUAUUGGUCCAAUAAACAUCAUGAUUUCUCCUAUCUACCUUCUAUCUACCUCCCAUCUAACUCCCAUCUACCUCCCAUCUAACUCCCAUCUACCACCAUCUACCUCCCAUCUACCUCCCAUCUACCUCCCAUCUACCUCCUAUCUACCUCCCAUCUACCUCCCAUCUACCAUCCAUCUACCUCCCAUCUACCUACCAACUACCUCCCAUCUACCUCCAAUCUACCUUCCAUCUACCCCCAACUACCUCCCACCUACCCCCGAUUUAACCUCGUCUUCCUCCCAUCUAUCUCCCAUCUACCUCCCAUCUACCACCCAUCUACCUCCUAUCCACCUCCCAUCUACCUCCCAUCUACCAUCUACCUACCAAAUACCUCCCAUCUAUUUUCAAUCUACCUUCCAUCUACCUCCCAUCUACCUCCUAUCUACCUCCCAUCUACCUCCAAUCUACCUUCCAUCUACCUCCCAUCUACCUACCAAAUACCUCCCAUCUACCUCCAAUCCACCUUCCAUCUACCUCCCAUCUACCUCCAAUCUACCUUCCAUCUACCUCCCAUCUUCCUCCAAUCUACCUUCAAUCUACCUCCAAUCUACCUACCAACUACCUCCCAUCUACCUCCAAUCUACCUUUAAUCUACCUCCCAUCUACCUCCAAUCUACCUUCCAACUACUUCCCAUCUCCUUCCCAUCUACCUCUCAUCUACCUCCCAUCUACCUACCAAAUACCUACCAUCUACCUCCAAUCUACCUUCCAACUACCUCCCAUCUACCUCCCAUCUACCUCUCAUCUACCUCAGUUUACUUUCCAUCUACCCUCGUUUAUCUCCCGUUUAGUUCCGAUUAA